AUGAAUAUUGGUAAAAGCUUUCAUCGUAAUAGGCCCAGGGGGAUACUGACCCACUACAAUCAGAAGCCCUGCGUUAUUAUCAGCACCUCAGCGGGCCAACGCCCUUCCGUCAUCUUGAGGCCGACUGCCGCGCCCAUCGUGGCGGAACCGGCACUUAGCGAGGCGUCUCGGAGGUGUCACGUGGGCACGAGCGAUGGGAUGAACCGACUUAUACCUGAGGUUCUGACCCUCGCCAACGACAAGCUCAUCUGCGAAAAUUUCUUAUACUAUAUUUGUCACUGGAACCAAAAUAAGUCAAAGGUGUUGACCCUUUCCAAUCGGAAGCCCAACUCUGCUAUUAUCACCACCUCAACGCCCAGUCCUCCCCUUGCACGAGCCUACCACGCUCCUGGUGGCGGUCCCGGCAAUUAG
Molecule: messenger RNA, 411 nt
Organism: Gryllus bimaculatus (two-spotted cricket)
Lineage: Eukaryota; Metazoa; Arthropoda; Insecta; Orthoptera; Gryllidae
Source: the annotation of a GenBank genome assembly